GCAAUUGUGACUUUAUGGAAGAAGGUGGUUCUGCUAUGAAUUUUAAUAACCAAAGACAAUGAAACGUGUGUUACGCCUCCAUUAGUGAGUGAAAUACGCGAGCAGUCCGUUAAAUGAUGAGGAAUCUCCAGAUGAGCGCCUUUGCUUUUGCCACGUCCCGUGAACUUGUCAAAUAGCGCCCGGUAGCGGUGAAAAUGUUCAGUACAACAGUGAGCCAGAGGAAUCGACAAGAAGGCGCCAUGGGGGCCGUGCUGUCACGAUGGAAGACGAAACCGACCACAGUGGAGCAGCUGGAGAACCUGGACAAGGAGAUUAAGGAGCUGGAGGAGUUUCGAGCCAAAAACCAGCGACUCCAAAAGUUGUGGGUGGGCCGGCUGCUCCUCUACUCGUCCGUCUUCUACCUGCUGACCUGUCUGGUGGUCUAUUGCCUCUACCUGCCCGACCAAUGGCUUCACAGAUUGGCCAUGGCCCUGCCUUUCUUCGUCUACCCGGUGCUGGUGUGGUUCAUCCGGAAGUUGCUCAUUUUUCUCUUCUGCAAACGUACCGAGAGGAACAGUGACAUCCUGGAAGAAUUAAAGGUUACCCAAAAAAAGAUACUCGAAGAAGUGAUGGAAACGGAGACGUACAAAAAUGCCAAACUCAUACUGGAACGCUUCGAUCCGGAAGCAAAGAAGAAAGCCGAGAUGGAGUCAACGCCAGUACGACCUCAGAUGACUCCCAGGCCUGGACAAGACAUUCGCCAGCGCGGCGCGGCCGUGAGCCCCCCGUGGACCCCCGCCGCCGUGGCGAUGACCCCCCCGCCCGGAGGCCGACCCACGCCGGGCCCCGGGGCCGCACCUGUGGCUCCAGGCGGACCGCCCGAGCGAGGCGCCCUGUCUGCCGCAGGCCACCAAGGGGGAGCGGCCAGGAUCCCCUGCUCCCCUAUACCUGGUGUAGGCCUGCAUCCUCCCGGUCCUCCACUGGCGAGACCCGUUCUGCCCAGAGAGAGGGGGGCUUUGGACCGAGUGGUUGAGUACCUGGUGGGAGACGGGCCGCAGAACCGAUACGCCUUAAUCUGUCAGCAGUGCUUCUCCCACAAUGGCAUGGCCCUGAAAGAAGAGUUUCGAUACCUUGCCUUCCGCUGCGCUUAUUGCUACUUUCUGAACCCGGCCCGGAAGACGCGUCCGCAGGCUCCCGUGCUGCCGGAGUUCAGCUACGAGAGGAGGCUGCGUGCCGAGUCGCCGUCCCCGGGACCGACGCCGCGCUCUGGCACCGACACGGAGGAGAGCGCGCCCCCCUCUCCAGACGAGCGAGAGCGGGGCGAAGACGGCCACGCUGAAGCCCAGGAGGCCGAGAGCCACGGCGAGGAGGAACGGGAGGAGCGAGAAGAGUUGGUCCAGGAAGAGCAAGACGAAGAGAAAGACGAGGAAGACAAAGAGAAAGACCAAGGCGUCACCGCUCAUGCGCGUCAGCCUUCGUAGCUGCGCGGGAAAAAAGGUGUUUGCACUCGCCGCUACAGACUGUAGAAGCUAAAUGCUAAUCGGCACAUGGAGGAUUAUUUGUGUCCGUGUUUAUUAUUAACAUUAUGAUGAAGUAUUUCACGAGUGAGCUGUUUUAAGAUAAACGGAGCGUGUUUAGUAAGUUACGACUCCUUCGUUUAAACUAGGAGUGGGCCAAGUAUGGCUCCGUUUAGCAUUUAUCAUGAGCAAUAGUGCUGUAAAAUUCCGUUAUUCAUAAUAUUUGAUGCCUUUUGCCCCGAAUUAGUCACAUUUUUGUCAUCCAUUUUCUCAUGAAAUAAUUGCCAAAUUUAUUCAUUGUAAUAAUCCAAUUCAACAAAUAAUAGAAAAUGAACAAUUUUACUUGUAUUUUAUUAAAUUGUUGGUUAAUUUAUAAAAAUAUUAUAUAUAUAUAUAUAUAUAUAUAUAUAAUGGAAUUUUUUUGGAGAAUGAAUUAUUUUAUUAUUUAAAUCAAGUAAUUUACAUAUAUUACAUCUCCAUUUUACAAUUGAGCUGGCCCAUCUGUCCGCUUUUAAAAAGCAAAUGUGGCCCUUGAGCGCAAAAAGUUUGCCCACCCCUGGUUUCUACCGUAGCCUCGGUUAGCAUGUUAGCAUUUGACAGCCAACUCGUGAUAGUUUCACCUGCAGAACAAAAUGGAGGGGCAAUCACUUAAAUAGACCACUAGGCAAAUGUCUGUCUUAUUGUUAAUGUGGUUUUCAAACGCAAACACAACGAUAUCAAAACCACACAGACAACAAAUAGUAGAAUCUUUACUAAAUUGCUUUGAUUUGUCCUGGUCAUGUUUUCAUGGACCCAUGUUGCUGGGCAGAAGUGUUAAUAAUUAAAAAACAAAAACAGAGAGAAAAAAAAAAAAAAAAGAAGUAGAGAAGCAACACACAAGAAAUUUGCUGUCGUAACCGAAGUUUAAUUGCUACCUAACUAACAUUGAUUUUCAUUCUUUUUCGUGGUUACCUCUUUGGAGCCAUUUUGUCACUAUUGUCACUACGAAUUUCUUAUGCUGUCAAACUCACGAGAUUGUUGCCUUGACAACUUCGGGGGAGACGCUUACAGUGCCCCACACAGCAGAGAAAGGAUGGGGAGAGAAAGUAAAUUGCAGUCACCUAGUUUAGUUUCAUACGUGGUUCUUCACUUUACAAUUUCAAUUUUUACCUGCAAACAUAGGUCAUUAUUCUUUUUCCUGGUAAUGUGACAUGUUUUUGAGGUCACUUGUUGCCAGGCAGAAUUCGCUUAGUCUAAUAGCAUCAUCGCUUAAAUAAUCUUUAAAUGUUUUCAGAAAACGAGAAAAAAAAAAAAAGAACAAAUUCAACAAACGGAGAAAAUUUCCUAAAAUAUUAUUAGCAGCAUAUCGUUGACCGAUACGUUAACUGUUGGCAAACAAAAUUGGAUGACCUUUGCUUAUCGUCAUUUUUAUUUUCUAUUUUGUCACUUUGUUCUCGAAAUGUUCGUGGCUAUUUUUGGAGCUUGUCAGCUCGCUGGCUUCACGAGCGCCGUUGCUGAUUUGACUUUUUAGUGAGCAGGACUUCGUCAGAGGCGACUUCAAACUCUGGCUUCAUCCGACACGCUUCCCUUCAUAAAAGUGGCAGCCAAAUGUCUUCUUGACUGCACGUGCACUGAUUUUCUUCGUGUUUAUUAGGCCUUCAAACGUUUGGAUGGACGUUGUUUGCGGCACUUUGUUCGAUGACGUCAGAAGAUGAGGGCCAAUUAGUUUGAAGCUGGCUUUUUUAACGACUGCGCCGAAAAAAUAUCGACGACGUCAUCGUUGACGAGUUGACGUCAACUCAACUUCCAUCACACACGCGUCGACUUUAAAAAAAUGUCAAGUUUUGCGAGCCCGACGCUGCCGUAGAUGGAUGAACAGAUACAUUUCAAGUAAAUAAAGAAUCCUUUUCGGUUUCUCGCUCUGUAACGCGCCGCAGCACAGUGCUUGGGAAUCACUGCUUUAAAUCUACUGGAGUGAUUGAUGCAAUUUCACUUCCACAACCUAAUGCUUCAACUUUGAAAUAUGUGUUAGUAUUUGAUAUUUCAAUGACCUAAAACUUGUCUCUUGUGUUUGUCGCUGCAUUUGUCAGCGCACUGCUGGUUUUCAUGACACCGUGGCCGCUAAAAUAAAAGUUUUUCAAGCUAUAA
Messenger RNA from Phycodurus eques (leafy seadragon), 3623 nucleotides. RefSeq names its product lunapark, ER junction formation factor (gene lnpkb). Gene Ontology annotation, cellular component: endoplasmic reticulum tubular network. Lineage: Eukaryota; Metazoa; Chordata; Actinopteri; Syngnathiformes; Syngnathidae. The coding region runs from base 195 to 1460 and encodes 421 amino acids. Gene Ontology annotation, biological process: endoplasmic reticulum tubular network organization. The transcript is spliced from 15 exons. The record is from RefSeq and is a predicted model, not a curated record.